AUGGCUCAAACGCCACCGCCCGCUGCUAAACAAGCAGCAACACACAAUGUAGACAGCGCCUCUAGCCGAGAAAAGUCAUCCAAGGGGUUGACAGUGACAUUCAAAGAUGUUUCGGUAGAAGUUCACGGUUUGGGCGAAGACUACGGGUCGACAUGCUUGUCUGUACUUGCCGACCUUGUCCCGUCAUUUGGAUCGAACCCAAAGCCUGUCAGGCAUAUACUCAAGGACGUCACUGGUCAAGUCCGCCCAGGCGAGAUGCUCCUUGUUCUGGGAAGACCAGGUUCUGGGUGUACCUCACUUUUGAAAGUCAUUUCCAACAUGCGCGAAGAGUUUCACCAAGUGACAGGACAAGUGCACUAUGGGAAUGCCAAUGCCAAUGAAGCCAAGAAAUUCCGCCAUCAAAUAACAAUGAAUACUGAAGAUGAUGUCCAUUUCCCGACUCUUAAAGUCUCUGAAACCAUGGACUUUGCCACCUCUGCCAAAGCCCCAAAGUCGCAGCUAGGCAUAACCACAGACGCUAAAUCUUACGUUAAGAAGCAAACGAAGAGUAUCUUGUCAUCUCUUGGAAUAAGUCACACAGCCGAAACAGUCGUGGGUGACGAGUACAUCCGGGGUGUCUCUGGCGGAGAGAGAAAACGAGUCUCGUUGGCAGAGGUUAUGGCAACCGAGGCAACAGUACAAUGUUGGGACAACUCGACUCGUGGGCUCGAUGCUAGCAAUGCUCUGGAUUUUGCCAAGGUUCUACGCCGUACAGCAGAUGAACAGGGUAGGACAAUAGUUGCAACGCUGUAUCAGGCUGGGAAUGGCAUUUUCUCCCAGUUUGACAAAGUUCUGGUUCUUGUUGAAGGAAGAGAGAUCUACUACGGACCUGCAUCCACGGCCAAGCGAUACUUCGAGGACAUUGGCUUUCGCUGCUCUCCCGGGGCAAACGUUGCUGAUUUCUUGACUUCUGUUGCGGUGCCGACCGAAAGGGAAAUCAUACCUGGUUAUGAGAACGAGGUACCAACGACGCCCCACGAGUUUCAGCAAGUCUAUCGAGCGAGCUCAAUGUUCACACGAAUGAUGCACGAGAUAGACUCGGAAAGCGAUGUUCGACUAGCUGAACAGAUUGAGAGCCUCGAGAGCGCUAGAAGGCAACAUAAAAAUAGGAGUGUUCCUCUGCUAUCACGAGAGAACAGUCCGUACCAGGUGUCUUUCGUCAAGCAAGUGUCAGCCUGUACUACAAGACAAUUCCAGGUCAUAUGGGGCGAUCGCUGGUCAAAUUCACUGAAACUCGGUUCUGCAUUGAUCAUUGCCAUUGUUGCCGGCAGCUUGUUCUACGAUUUGCCAGAUACGACAGCAUCGAUAUUCUCACGCGCAGGUGCUCUGUUCUGGCCCAUGAUGCAUUUCGGUCUCGUUUCCAUGUCUGAAACUACUGCUUCAUUCUCUGGGCGGCCAAUCAUAUCCCGCCACAAACGUCUCGCUUUCACUCGCCCAGCUGCGCAAGCCAUUGCUUGCACAAUCACCGACAUACCAAUGGUUGUAACCCUCUUCAGUAUAUACGAGAUCGUUUACUACUUCAUGGUGGGAUUCCAACAGGAUGCUGGCAAAUUCUUCACUCAGUGGAUGGUAGGAGCAUGGUGCAAACACUUUGGGUUCGCAGCUCAGAUUACCGGCUUUUCCACCAUGGUAAUGAUGGUCUACGCAGGUUGGCUAAUACCAGUUCCCGAAAUGCACCCAUGGUUCCAGUGGAUCAGUUAUAUCAAUCCGGUUACAUACGCAUUCAGUGCGGCUAUGGGAAGCGAAGUGAGCACUCUGGUGAUGGAUUGUGUCGAGCCUCAGUAUGUCCCGUUCGGAGAUGCCUACAAUGGGAGUGCCUACCGCAGUUGCACGCUGGCGGGGUCCACUUCAGGCUCUUCAACAGUUCUUGGAAAGGAUUAUCUGCAACAGCAAUAUGGUGAUUCAACACAGCACGUUUGGAGGAAUAUCGGAAUUGUGAUUGCUUUCUGGAUAUUCUUCGCACUAUCUUGCGCGAUUGGAUUCGAGGUCAACCUGCAUUCCGACGCUGGAUCGCAGGUUCUGUUCGAUAAAAGAAGCCGACAGCGUGAGUUGUUAGCUGAGCAGGACGCUGAGAAGGGCCUUACCCCUGACUCGACGUCCAUGAGUUCGAACGAUAUGCCGGAAACUUCAAUCAGUUCAGGCAAAACUAUCUUCACAUUUCGGGACAUUAACUACUAUGUACAUGUUUCUGGAAAAGAGAAGCAGCUCUUGGACGACGUCUCCGGAUAUGUCACUCCAGGGAGGCUUGUAGCUCUGAUGGGAAGCUCAGGUGCCGGCAAAACCACGCUGAUGGAUGUUCUUGCACAGCGAAAGGAUUAUGGAAGACUUACAGGCAGCAUUACUGUGAACGGCGAACCUCAAGGCAUCAGCUUUCAACGAACGACAGGUUACUGUGAGCAAAAUGAUGUGCACGAGCCAACAGCAACCGUCAAGGAGGCCCUGUUGUUCUCUGCAAGACUACGCCAGAAGCACGAUAUUCCAGAUGAGGACAAAGUAGCGUAUGUGGAGCGCAUCAUGGAUUUGCUGGACUUGACCCCCCUCCAGCAUGCGAUUAUUGGCUCUCCUGGAUCCGGUCUCUCUAUCGAACAGCGAAAGAGACUGACUAUUGCCGCUGAAUUGGUGGCAAAACCAUCUCUUCUUUUCCUGGACGAGCCAACCUCUGGUCUAGACGGCCAGUCUGCAUUCGAAAUUUGCAGGUACAUGCGUAAGCUUGCGGCGGCUGGCCAGACAAUCAUUGCUACUAUCCACCAACCGUCUGCCGCAUUGUUCGAGGCCUUUGAUGAGCUUCUCCUCCUGACCAAGGGUGGCAAAACCACGUAUUUCGGCCCUACAGGGAAGGAUUCCUCGAUUGUGUUGGACUACUUCAACCAAAGAGGUGCUCCUUGUCCACAUGAUGCUAAUCCGGCUGAGCACAUCGUCGAUGUCGUGCAAGGGCGGUUGAACCCCGAUACGGAUUGGGCCAGACAGUGGACUGAAUCCUCUCAACGACAGCUCAUGAUGACCGAACUCGAGAGGCUCCAGAAAGACCGCAGCAACAAACAAUCCAUGGACACAGACAAACUCAAAAGCUUUGCCUCACCUCUUUCCUACCAGCUUGUUCUUGUCACUAAACGGCAAAUCGUAUCACUCUGGCGGAACCCCGACUACGUGUGGAACAAGAUAAUCCUCCAUAUCACUAGUGCACUUUUUGGAGGAUUCACAUUCUGGAUGAUUGGCGACGGUACUUUCGACCUGCAACUACGCCUGAUGUCUGUUUUCAACUUUGUGUUCGUGGCUCCGGGGUGCAUCAACCAGCUGCAACCUUUGUUUAUUCGCAACAGAGAUAUCUUUGAUACUCGCGAGAAAAAGUCCAAGACUUACAGCUGGCUAACCUUCAUAUCGGCACAGCUCAUAUCUGAGAUUCCUGUUUUGAUACUUUGCGCGACUAUUUAUUUCGUCAGUUGGUACUUCACUUGCGGGUUCCCAGUAGCAGCCAGCAGCUCCGGCCAGGUUUAUCUUGAGAUGAUACUUUACGAGUUCCUCUAUACUUCUAUUGGACAGGCUAUCGCGGCGUAUAGCCCCAAUGAGUAUUUCGCAGCUCUGGUGAACCCGAUCGCGCUCGGCUGCGGACUCAUAUUAUUCUGCGGCGUCAUUGUUCCUUAUUCCCAGAUUCAUGCUUUUUGGCGCUAUUGGUUGUACUACUUGGAUCCUUUCACCUAUUUGAUCGGGGCCCUCCUGACUCCUGUGGCCUGGGAUGCCACUGUACAGUGCUUGGACAGUGAGCUGACUUACAUUCCACUACCCACAAACACGACUUGCGGCGAAUAUAUGAGCGAUUUCCUGGCCAAGAAUGCAGGAUACUUGGUCGAUGCCGCCAGUUCCACGUCGUGUGCGUAUUGCGAAUAUAGCACUGGCGCUGAUUACCUGAAAACGAUGAACAUCAACGCCAAGUAUUAUGGUUGGCGAGACGUUGGCGUCACUGCUUUAUUCUGUCUCUCAUCAUAUGCCUUGGUCUUCUUGAUGAUGAAACUUCGAAGCAAGGCUACCAAGACUACUUCCUAG
Messenger RNA from Neoarthrinium moseri, 4080 nucleotides. RefSeq lists its product as uncharacterized. The record is from RefSeq and is a predicted model, not a curated record. Gene Ontology annotation, cellular component: membrane. Bases 1 to 4080 code for a protein of 1359 amino acids. Gene Ontology annotation, molecular function: ABC-type transporter activity; ATP hydrolysis activity; ATP binding. The transcript is spliced from 13 exons. Gene Ontology annotation, biological process: transmembrane transport. NCBI's taxonomy places the organism in Eukaryota, Fungi, Ascomycota, Sordariomycetes, Amphisphaeriales, Apiosporaceae.